AUGGCCCCGUUUUCUGGACUACUGACGGCUGAGCUGCCAAUAUUCAAGGCUGGCAACGUAUCUGCCGGUGACGAUGUUUCACAACACAAGGUGGACCAAGAUACAGCGCUUGUGGCAAGACAGCUCGCUUUCAUCAACUUCGUGACAGUUAUGGCGGUUCUGCUCGUGUUAGCCUUCUCGAAUGAGUCGAUCCCCGGGCUGGAGAGGCUGUUGUCUCUGCUGGACAUCGCAUUGACGGUGGCGUGGGCGUGCGUAUGCUGGAUCCCGCUGGAGCUGAACUCGCACUAUGCAUGCCAGGGGAGUGAUCAUGAAGUGAUGAUCACAACUAAUAUGGGUGGCAGGCGAGCCAUGUGGACGCCGGGGUUGCAUACAAUAUUGGAGGUGGCCGAGUCAAAGUAA
Messenger RNA from Clonostachys byssicola, 399 nucleotides. The record is from the annotation of a GenBank genome assembly. Lineage: Eukaryota; Fungi; Ascomycota; Sordariomycetes; Hypocreales; Bionectriaceae.